Tyto alba (common barn owl) is the source of this 1802-nucleotide messenger RNA. RefSeq names its product leucine rich repeat containing 19 (gene LRRC19). The record is from RefSeq and is a predicted model, not a curated record. The transcript has 5 exons. Gene Ontology annotation, molecular function: signaling receptor activity; protein binding. Gene Ontology annotation, cellular component: plasma membrane. NCBI's taxonomy places the organism in Eukaryota, Metazoa, Chordata, Aves, Strigiformes, Tytonidae. Bases 1 to 1167 code for a protein of 388 amino acids. Gene Ontology annotation, biological process: positive regulation of non-canonical NF-kappaB signal transduction; interleukin-8 production.
AUGCUGCCUCUAGGAAGCAACAGAAAGGCUCUAAACAUGAAACUCCCUUGGCUUGUGAUCUGGGCUGGAAUGCUGUUUUUGAAUCCGGUCACUGCUGACUGCCAUAUUACUUCUCAAACUGUCACUUGUGAGGCAUCUGGAAAGAACCUCUCUAAUAUCCCCACUAACCUUUUCCAAAGUGCUACUACAUUAAGCCUCAAAAAUAAUAAAAUCACUUUAAAAGAUAGUGACAAAGAGAUUCUUCAAAGUUUUAUUAACCUUACUGAACUUUAUCUGAAUGAAAACAUGAUUACUGUACUGUAUAAUAACAGCUUCUGUAAUCUGACAAAACUUGUAAUUCUGGAUAUCAGCAAUAAUCAUAUUAGCACAGUUCAUAAAGCAGCAUUUGCAGGAUUAAAUCAACUGUCAGUCUUGAAUCUAUCCUAUAACACAAUUGCUCAACUAGAUUCAGAUGUAUUUACUUCUCUAAAAAGUCUGACAGUUUUAAAUCUACAGUAUAACUUUCUGAAAUCUUUUAAUAUAAAAUCAUCUUUUAAAUUGAUUAAAAUUGUUUUAGCUGGAAACCCAUGGACCUGCUCUUGUGACCUCCUUGAUUUACAGAUAUGGCUAACUGCCUCUAAUGUGACAUUGGAAAAUGAAAACAACACCACAUGUACAUUCCCAAACACCAAGGAAAAAUUAUCUAUCAAGAUAACAGCUAUCCAACCAGCUGACUGCAAAAUUGAAAAAGCUUCUUUAGAGCACAUUAUAACUUCCACUUCUGCCAUUAAGCUUAGAAGUAGAGCCUUACUAACAGAUUUGACUCCAAACAACAUCACUGGAAACAAUGGAACACAUGCAGAGUUACCAAUUCUUGGCAAGAGUUGGACCUUCCUAGCGGGUGUCCUAGGGUUUGUCCUAAGUACUACACUCCUGAUUUUUACUGCUGUAAAAUGCCCAACGUGGUAUCGCUAUUUCAUCAGCUACAGUCACCGUCGUCUGGAAGAAAAUGACUCUGAGAUGUCUGAACAGGAGUUCUCAGCUGACACAAGUUCUUUUCCUACAGUAUCGGGUACAAACAAUGAAGAUCCCAUAGUAAUAUUUGAAAAAAUUCAUGCAUUUGUGCCUGGGGAAGAUGGAUUUAUUGAGGAUAAAUACAUAGAUUCUUAUGUAACUGAGGAGAGUUAAUGUCUUAAACAAUGGAUGAUGAACCGACUUUUCAAAACUAGUACACCUGUACUUCCAUAUUAUGCUACUUAUGUAAAAUACACAAUGAAGCUAAGCAGUCCAUCUCUUUUUAUCUCGUCAAAUCCAUAACAAGGUAUUGAUUGCUUCAUGAGUCAUGAAGUUAAAAAAUAUGAUGUGCAUGCAUUAGUGGCACAACAAGUAUUUCAAAACAUGCAAAAAAUACUCAUAAUCCACCUUAUAUAAAAAACUAUUUGGUUACUUAUGGCUGGGGGGAGAGUUUACUGUAUAUUGCUUACAAUUAACAAGUUUUUAUAAACCAGCUUAUGAAGCUGGCGUAAUCACUAAUGCUUUAAUUGUGAAGAAGUCCAAAAAGGAAGAGUAAUUUCUCUAAAAUGUUGAAGCAGAUCACAGCUAGACUGGGGACUGAAUCCAAAUCAGUGGUGUCACAGCUCAGUAGUCUAUUAGGCAAAACUAACACGAUCAGAGAACAGAGCAUUUGGGUUUUUUUCCUUUUUCACCCAAAUUAUCAGAUCAAGAAAGACCCAUUGCUCCAUUCCCUUAAGUGUGUCUACAUACACCACAAUGAUAAAUUACCAUUAUUAUAUAUCUAAUGCCUUUAUGCCUUAGUUUUCCGC